ACUCAGUGUUGUUCAUGUUCAGUCGGCCCGUCUGUUUGGCGAGCUGAGGUUGUGUUGGAUUGCGUUUUCAGCCACUCGGACCGACCCACGUGCGCAUGCUUAACUGCGUUGCUGAUAAGUGCCUGACUUUUGACUGCCGAUAACAUUGUCCGCGUCGAAACGACCAAUCAAACAAAAGGGAAAAACGCUGCAUUCUAACGCACUUUUUUGCGCUAUUGACAUUGAUUGAUAACGGACAGGACAGUGUAUGUGGACAGUGGAAAGUGAUCUAUUGGUGGCUACGGGACGUUUUUGUUUUACCGACAAACUGAGGAAUAUAACAGCAGCGGAGGAAUCGCUCUGGAAAUACCUAAAAGGUGAAGGAGGGGGCGGCGGGGCGCGGCGCUGCGCGCGCGAUGCGGCGUCGCCCGCGCACGCGCACGCGCCCGCGCCGGCGCCGCCGCACGUCAAGAUCGAGCGGCUCAGCCCCCACGACUCCACCGCCUCCAGAUCCCGCAGCGUGACGCCGUCAACGUCGUCAUACCCGGGCACGCCGCCUGAGCGCGGCAGCCCGCACGCUCCGCCGCCGCACCCGCCGCGCAACUACUCGGACAUCAUGCGCUCCCUCGCCGCGCGGUAUAACAGCCCGCCUAACGACUACUUCCACCGUAUGAACGGCUUCGGCGCGGAGCGUGCGCCGGCGCAGGAGGCGACGGACGCGCCGCUCGGUGGGCUGUUCACAAAGAUGGCGAAGCAGCAGGGCGGCCCGCCGCGGCUGCCCGCCUUCCCCGUCAUGCUCGACAUGAGCUCCACUAAGACGCUGCUAGCGAUAUCCCGAGUGGGUCGCGGAGGGCGCUCGAGACGCAAGCGCGCCGGGACAGCACCGGAGCACUCGCCGCUGGAUCUGUCGGCGGCGGGCGAGAGCGCAGCCAAGCGCGCGAGGCUCUCCGCUAGCCCGAGCACUAGGAGCGACAGCGGCGAGAGGGACCCGGUGUCUAAUGAUGAGCGAGGCGAGGCACGAGACUGCUUAUGUGCGGAGGCCCGCGCGCGCCUGUCGGCGUGGACGGUCGACGACGUCUGCGAGUUUGUCACGUCCAUCGACAUCUGCGCAGAAUACACAGCGAACUUUCGCGAGCAGAGAAUCGACGGAGCCGGCCUUCCCCUCCUGACCGAAGACCACCUAACAGGCAUGCUGCAGAUGAAGCUGGGGCCGGCGCUCAAGCUCAAAGCCGUCCUGGCGAGGAGGCUCGAGCCGUGCGCGAGCUGCCAGGCACAGGCCCAAGCCAGUCCCACCAGUGUCAGGAUAAACGGGGCAGCCCUAAAGGCGGAGCCUAGGAGCAACACCACUAGCCCUAGUUAGGGUUGAAAUAGUAUUAAUUUUCUUUUUUUUAAUCAUGUCGUGUUUCGUGUUUCCAUCCAGCUAGGUUCUGAGCGCGUUUAUGGUGCAGUCAUAUGUGGAUUCUAAUGGUGUUUUAAAUUAAAAUCACGUUAGAAAUAUCGAUGUUUGUAAAAACAAAUUGUCGUGUAUUUUUGACAUUGAAUGCGCUCGUAAACAUGAUUUUAAAACAUUUUUUUAAUAUAACAGAAUAAUCAAUGUCAUUUAUAAUAAUUGAAUAUUUUUAUAUAGUAUCAAGAGCAAUGAAAACGGGUACGGGCGUGAAUGAAUACCCUUUUUCAUUUGUUUUGAACAUAUCGAACACGAACCAUGCCUGCACUAGCUAAUAAUACGACUCCUAAGUCAUCGAGUCCACGUUUCAGUCUUCCUGUAUUUGUAUAUGUAGAUUUUGCAUUUAGUUAAUUAUUACAUUUAGGUGUACACUUAGCUUAAUCUAUGUAAAUAUAGAUCGUGUAUUGCCGUCCAAAAUGACUUAAUAAAUAAUUUUGUGAAGUAUAUUUUUUGUCUAAAUACUUCGACGACCUUAAAUAGUAAAAUUCGGUGCUAAGACCCUGAGGGAAUAUAAAAACAGUAAAAGCUGUUUAAAAAUGUAUAUAAUUUCCGUUUGUAAAAAUUGUUACUUAUAUAUUUUGAGGCUACUAUAAUCUACAUCUAUACAGGGUCACAAAGAUAUACUGUAUAUACAUACAUAGUUUGUAAAGAUGUAUAAUUACGUCACUGUAUCAUAGCAUUUAAUACACCUGAAAAAAGCUCAGUAUAUUGAUACCGACUACAGUAAUAUUACUUAGUACAUAAUACGAUUGUGUAAUUUAGUAUAAAUAAAACCUUUUUUCAGCCCGCAUAAUAUUUGCCUGUAUAAAAGAUGUAAAUAGUUACGUUCCACUUGUGACUAGUUUUCAGUUCUAUUUGACUGUAGAGAUAAAUACAAUGUAACGAGUAGGUUUUUACCUGUGGUAAUCUCCUUAAUUGCCAAAAUAGUAUAUGUUCUGCGACAUAUAGACAAUACGUAUGUAUACAUACAAUAUGUUAGAGUAACGUGAUGGACAAGCGAGAAAAAACUUUUCUUUGAAAGGCACGAUAUAAUUUUUCUAUAACAUUAUACAGUACGUCUUCCAACAUAUAAAUCACCUAACAAUAGUAAAUAGUACUGAAAUCAUAAUAAUCUUAGCAUAAUCGCAACACAUACGAUUUAAAAAAUAUUUAAGGUGCUAUUUUGGUGAUAAAAAUCUUUGCUCGUGCCUUAAAAUAGUCUUCCUAAAAUGAAAAUAUAUUCAGAUGUUAAAGUAUUACGGUUCUACGCUUUAAAUCAGUUAAUACAAUAAUACUUAAUUAUAGAUAAUAAUUGAAAAUAUAAAUAGGUGAUGUUAUUUUAGCAUUAUAUUCAAGAAUCAGUGCUUUUAUUAUGUAACUAACGUAUAAUAACGGAUAAUAGGACCAGUGACUUACGAAUGAAUGAUUAUGUGUGUAUUAUUUUUUUGUUUCAUGUGAUUUAAGAGAUGACAGUAGUGUAGAUAUUGAAUAGAGUCACGUCCUGAUUCGAACUUUAAGAUACAUCAAAAGUUUGCUAAAAAUACGAUAUGGAUCGGAUAUGUCAGUGUCAAAAGUUACGUUUUUAUUUGAAGAAUCGUCAGUUUUAAUACUGACAUAUCCAAUUCAUAUCGUAUCUUUAGCAAAAUUUUAACGUAUCUUAAAGUUUGAAUCAGGCCGUUAGUUGGCUUGUUUCAUUAAAUAGAUUGCUUAACAAUCUAUUAAUGAGAAAAAUCAGAUAAUUCAAUUUAUUCGAAUCUAAUGAGUUCCAAGCGUGACACGAGUCCAUUUUUCCAAAAAUUUAGUAAUUAUCACGGCGAAGCUUUACAAGUGGAUUUCUCUGUCAUUGAAUUUAGUUUUAAUAUUUUAAAACCACGUCCAUCUUUUUAGGGUUAUUUACUAUAAAACUACAUUAUUGACAGUGAAAUGGGCUUUGAUACUAAAAGAUAGACUAAACUUUGUAAGCUUACAUCUUCUAUUUCCAAAUUGCCGGUAGCAUCAAAGCGCCAUGUGGGUAUAGGACAUUUUCGCGAAAACGCAUAAAUGAAACUAUUAAUAUAGAAAAAUUUGGUACUUCAUCUUUUCAUACUUACUAUUCAUAUAGCGUUAUUUUACUACCGACUGAAUCAUAAAACUUAGUCUAUUUUGUUUCCGAAGUUACUAAAUAAUAUUAAUCAGUAAGUGAAUCAAUGUCUAUUUUUCCUAAUGCUUUCCAGAAGUCUAAAGUGGAAUAAUACAAUUUUGCUACGAGAAUUAGAGCUACGAAACGUUAGCUACAAAUGCUACGCCGUAGUUCACUCGUGUAUAAAUUGUGCUUACAAUAAAAUUAAGGAUUCCGUUUAAUUAAGGACCGUAUUUCUAUGUCCAUAAUAUAUUUUGAAAUCCCGGGACUCGUGUCGCAGGAGACGAUGUGUAUUUACAUCACUAUCUUCUUCUAAAUAGCAUCGUUAAAGCAAGACAGCUAGUGUUAAUAUUUACCUACACUGCCGUUCGAAAUAGCAAUGCUACAUUGAAAACAUAUUGAAUGCGUCUUUGAAUGGCGGUACAGUGUCUGAUAACUCAAAGACUUGUCUUAUGUUAUUAUUAGAAUAAUUAUGUUUAACAAGGUAUUAGUCACUUGUUUCUUCGCAUUGUACUUAGUUUAUGAAUGUGCUUGUUUAUCUGUUUACGGACAUUUGGGUCCGAUUUUAUGUGGAAAGAAUUAAAAUGAUGAAUAUUGAGAUA
Cydia strobilella is the source of this 4126-nucleotide messenger RNA. RefSeq lists its product as uncharacterized. Gene Ontology annotation, cellular component: nucleus. NCBI's taxonomy places the organism in Eukaryota, Metazoa, Arthropoda, Insecta, Lepidoptera, Tortricidae. The transcript is spliced from 7 exons. Gene Ontology annotation, biological process: negative regulation of DNA-templated transcription. The record is from RefSeq and is a predicted model, not a curated record. Gene Ontology annotation, molecular function: chromatin binding; histone binding. Bases 248 to 1339 code for a protein of 363 amino acids.